AUGACCACAUCUUCAACUUCCACUGUUGCCUCUACUGUGUCAACAACAAUCACCCCUGUUCGAACUACUACAGUUCCAACAACUACAAAAGGGACCUGCUCCAAUGGAGGACAAUGGAUAGGAGAUGGCUGUGUUUGCCCUGAUGCAUACACAGGAGAGCGAUGCCAAUUUCUGAUCAAUGUCUGCCAGAAUGGAGGCCUCUGGGAUGGGCUCAAAUGCCAGUGCACCAGCCUCUACUAUGGACCAAGGUGUGAGGAAGUGGUUGACAGCAUUGAGAUAGACCAGACAGUCUCUGCCGAAGUGGAACUGACUGUGACAGUCACUAACCAGGUGUACCACGAUGAGCUUCAGAACCGGUCUUCUGAGGAAUUUAAAAAGUUCAAUGAGACAUUCUCAGAACAGAUGAAAGAGAUUUAUUCUGGAAUCUCCGAGUAUGAGGGGGUCAACAUCACAGAGCUGAGGCCUGGCAGUGUGGUUGUGAAACAUGAUGUCCUCUUGAAGACCCAUUAUACCCCUGCAUACAAGGAAAUAUUCAAGCAAGCCAAACAGCAGGUGGAAGAAAAAAUCCAGAAUGCAACCAAAACGCAAACGAGCAACAGCACUAAUUACUGCGCAACCUUACUGUGUUUCAACUCAACUGCCACUGCGGUGCAAAAUAUUACGGUUACAGUCAAUCCUGAAGAGGAAUGCCAAUCAGCUGGCAAGGAGUUUGCUGCCUACUUCACGCCAGAAUACAAGGAUGGCAAGCUGUACUGUGUCACUCCCUGCAUGUCCGGCUUCAACACCUCCCUGGACUGCCACUAUGGCAAGUGCCGGCUACAGCUCAGUGGCCCCCAGUGCUUAUGCCUGACGACAGAUACUCACUGGUACACUGGAGAAACCUGUGACUGGGGUGUCCAGAAGAGCCUGGUGUAUGGGCUCCUGGGGGCAGUGGGUGCAGUGUUGCUGGUGGCCCUCAUCGUCGUCCUGUUGUUUUUGUUCUUUUUCAAGAGAGAAGUAAAAAGGCAAAAGUCCAGAGUGACUCAGUUGGACAAGUGGAAUGAAGAGGACGGCAGACCAGCCCCUGGGACCUUCCAAAACACUGGUUUUGAUGUCUCUGAAGAUCGGGAAGAUUACAUUCACGUGGACUCUGUGUACAGCAACUUUGAGGCUUCCCUGAGCCACAUCAACCCUGAGACAAAGAUCCAUAUUCAGAGGCCCCAGGUGAUAACGACAGCAUCGUAA
Molecule: messenger RNA, 1224 nt
Organism: Castor canadensis (American beaver)
Lineage: Eukaryota; Metazoa; Chordata; Mammalia; Rodentia; Castoridae
Source: RefSeq, a predicted model, not a curated record